Penicillium alfredii is the source of this 1134-nucleotide messenger RNA. RefSeq names its product CRAL/TRIO domain protein. The transcript is spliced from 2 exons. Bases 1 to 1134 code for a protein of 377 amino acids. NCBI's taxonomy places the organism in Eukaryota, Fungi, Ascomycota, Eurotiomycetes, Eurotiales, Aspergillaceae. The record is from RefSeq and is a predicted model, not a curated record. Gene Ontology annotation, molecular function: phosphatidylinositol transfer activity.
AUGGCGACCCCCGAGAUCACCGAUGCUCCUGCGGCCACUCCCCCAACCACCAAUGGAGACGCUGUGAACCCAGACGCCGGUGCUCCCGCUCCGGCCCCGACUCCUGCGGACACAGAAACCGAGACUGCACCAGCCCCGACCCCGAAGCCGGUCGACCUGAAUCUCCCGACCUCGGCAGCCGAUGGCCUCAUCCAGAAGCCAUUCCCAAAGCCAUUGAACGAGAGCAAGCCCACGGCGCCCGCAAAGCUCACCGCGGACCAGCAAUCCAAGUAUGAGGCUGUACUCAAGACGGUUACCUCGUGGACCACCGUCCCAACUACAUCAGAGAAGAACGCCUCGACAGCGGAGAUCACAGAUGACGAGCGCAUGUGGUUAACCCGCGAGUGUCUUCUCCGGUACCUGCGCGCAACCAAGUGGAACGUCGCCGAGGCCGAAGCCCGUCUGCAGCGCACUCUUACCUGGCGUCGAGAGUACGGCAUCAAGAAAUUGACGCCGGAGUACAUCUCGAUUGAGAACGAGACGGGCAAGCAGGUGCUCUUGGGUUUUGACAUCAACGGACGACCAUGUCUUUACCUCUUGCCUUCGAACCAGAACACGGAGAAAAGCGAUCGCCAGGUCGAGCACCUUGUCUUCAUGCUGGAGCGGGUCAUCGAUCUCAUGGGCCCAGGCCAGGAGACUCUGGCGCUGAUUGUCAACUUCAACGAGACCAAGUCCGGCCAGAAUGCCACAAUGGGCCAGGCAAAGCAGACCCUGAAUAUCCUGCAGAACCACUACCCAGAGAGGCUUGGCCGUGCUCUGGUGAUCAAUGUGCCUUUCGUCAUCUGGGGUUUCUUCAAAUUGAUCACUCCCUUCAUUGACCCACAGACUCGCCAAAAGCUCAAGUUCAACGAGGACCUGCGCCAGCACGUGCCAGCGAGCCAUCUCAUGAAGUCGGUGGGUGGUGAUGUCGAGUUCCGUUACGACCAUGCGACCUACUGGCUCGCAUUGAACCAGCUGGCCGACCAGCGCCGCGCGGCUUACCACGAACGCUGGGUCCAGGGCGGCAAGCAAAUCGGCGAGUUCGAAAAUUAUCUGAAGGGAGAAGACAUCCCGAGUGUGUCGCAAGGCACAGGUGGUACAAAUGGACAGGCCUAA